AUUCCCACAUAAGAAAAAAUCGAAAAAUGUCAAUUGGAGUUUUCAAAUUAUCGCUGAAACAAAGGCGUACAUUGGGACUGGUGUUUAACGCCCUGAAUUUCCUACAGAUAAUUUUUGGUCUCUCAAUCACAGUGACCUCAAUUUAUAUAGUUUUAUCCUUUGCUCCAAUAUUGUAUUCCGAGAGAUCGGAGAUCAACUUCGUUUUCAUCGUGACCGGAAUAUAUGGGACACAUGUUAUAUUGCAUUACCUUAUGGGUAUCAAAAUUUGCGAAAAAUGUUUGAAUCAGCCGCAAAAGAAAAGUACAAGUGGUUUACUCUUGCUGUGGACUUGUGCAGGUGGUAAUAUUUUGCUCAACUUCGUAAUAAUUUGUUCGAUUUUACGCAAGGUGAGCAAGCACAUCGUUCGCUCGAUGAAACAUUCUCUACAACAUGGUAUGAGAAAUUACUUGAAGGAGCCUUCAUGGAAAGAAACCAUCGACAGGCUUCAAUACCAGCUUGAAUGCUGCGGAAUUAGUGGUUACCAAGAUUGGUAUGAUUUAGAAUGGCUUACGAAGUACCACUAUAAUGUAAAUUCCGAUGUGAUUAAGAAAUUGAAAAGUGAAUCAGAAACUAACAGUCUGGAAGUUUUACCAUGGAGUUGCUGUAAAGUUGACUUCCCAAUGCAGUGUCUGCAUGACCCCAUACAGCAGACACAAUCAGUUCAUAUUUGGUCUGACGAACCAACUAUUGUGACCAGUUCCAUCAAUACGGAAGGAUGCCUCCAGUAUCUCAGGGCACCCAUUGAAAAAGCAAUUAUUUGCUUCAUGAUUUCAACAGUGUUGAUCUUAGUAUUUCAAUUGUUCAUUUUUUUGGUUUCAAGAAUUUUAUACACAUCUGCCAGAAAUGCUCUUCUUCUCGAAGAUCCCUAUGGUGUUGCCCCAGGAUGGAUUUUUGGAAGGGGAGACUGUGGUUAUACCGGCGGCAAAUCUGUAGCUGAGAUAAUGGCUGAAUAUGAAACCAGUGGCGAAACUUCAGAGAGUUCCAACAGAAGUUCGACACCAAAAUCCAAAAGAAGGCCGAAAUCCCAUAGAAGAAGUAAAAGGAAUGAAACAACUAGUGAGGAAGGUACUGAAUCGAACCCAAUUAGUUCCCUAGAACCGAGUAGAAGCGGGAAAACCGGCAGGAAAAGAAGACCAAGAACUUCAUCUGAUGAAGAGAAAGUUUGAUUGCGUAGUUCUUAGGGUUA
Molecule: messenger RNA, 1225 nt
Organism: Coccinella septempunctata (seven-spotted ladybird)
Lineage: Eukaryota; Metazoa; Arthropoda; Insecta; Coleoptera; Coccinellidae
Product: peripherin-2
Exons: 5
Coding region: 27-1205 (392 amino acids)
Biological process (GO): visual perception
Cellular component (GO): membrane
Source: RefSeq, a predicted model, not a curated record